CUCUGGCAGGUGCUGCCCGUCUUGAUCUCCACCCCCGAGCCCCUCCUGUGAGCUGGAGAUCUGAUAGCCCAGGCUGAGUUUCAAGCCCUGCCGUCCUUCGGUGGGGUGCCCUGUCAUGCCAGGAAAAAAAAAGGGGGGAAGAGAAAGGGGAGGCUGGUCUAGGUGAAGUCAUCCCAGGAAAGGUUAAUCGCUGGGUGGUGACACCUUCUCACACGACUGGGCAGAAAAUGCUGGGCAGCCAGGCAGCGCUUGCUCCCAGCUGCCUGUCACGGUCCCAGGAGGAAGAGGUGACCUAUUUAUUUUUAGAAGGGGACAGUCCUGAUAACCCGGCUCUGAGCUUCAUUCAAGGCAGGCAGGCGCUUCAGACAUUUGUAAACACCUACUUUCUGAGUAAGGGAGGAGCGCUUUUCUCCCAAAAGGAAAGAACUUGACUUACUGGGGUAUUCCCCCUCCUGACAGUCACCGUCAGCGAGGAGAAGAAACCAUCUCCACUUUGUUAUUAUUUCUUUAAAGGGCAGCAAUGCCUGAAGGUGAGGACUUUGGACCAGGCAAAAGCUGGGAAGUUAUCAAUUCCAAACCAGAUGAGAGACCUGGGCUCAGCCACUGUAUUGCAGAAUCAUGGAUGAAUUUCAGCCUGUUUCUUCAAGAAAUGUCUCUUUUUAAACAGCAGAGCCCCGGCAAGUUUUGUCUCCUGGUCUGCAGUGUGUGCACAUUUUUUACGAUCUUGGGAAGCUACAUUCCUGGGGUUAUACUCAGCUAUCUACUGUUACUGUGUGCAUUUUUGUGCCCACUGUUAAAGUGUAAUGAUAUUGGACAAAAAAUAUACAGCAAAAUCAAGUCAUUACUGCUGAAACUAGAUUUUGGAAUCAGAGAAUAUAUUAACCAGAAGAAAUGCGAGAGAGCCGAAGCAGAUAAAGAAAAAAGUCGCAAAGAGGAUAGUGAAUUAGACUUUUCCGCUCUUUGUCCUAAGAUUAGCCUCACGACUGCUGCCAAAGAGUUGUCUGUGUCUGACACAGACGUGUCCGAGGUCACCUGGACGGACAAUGGGACCUUCAACCUUUCAGAAGGCUACACUCCUCAGACCGACACUUCUGACGAUCUCGACCGACCUAGUGAGGAAGUUUUCUCUCGAGACCUUUCAGAUUUUCCCUCUCUAGAAAAUGGCACGGGAACAAAUGAUGAAGAUGAAUUAAGCCUUGGCUUGCCCACUGAGCUCAGGAGGAAAAAGGAACAGCUGGACAGUGGUCCCAGGCCGAGCAAAGAGAGGCAGUCAGCGGCUGGUCUCACCCUUCCCCUGGGCAGUGACCAGACCUUUCACUUGAUGAGCAACCUGGCUGGGGAUGUCAUCACUGCCGCAGUGACCGCAGCUAUCAAAGACCAGUUAGGGGGCGUGCAGCACACACUGUCGCAGGCUGCACCCAGCCUGGGGGAGGACACAGACACGGAAGAAGGUGAUGACUUUGAACUACUUGACCAGUCAGAGCUCGAUCAAAUUGAGAGUGAACUGGGACUUUCACAAGACGAGGAGGAAGAAGCCCAGCAAAACAGGAAGUCUUCGGGCUUCCUUUCAAACCUGCUUGGAGGCCAUUAGUCUGGGAAUCAGCUUGCACAACAGAGCACAGAUAAACUACCAAAACAUUUCAAACAAGCAAAAAAAGAAAAAAAAAGGAAAAAAAAUCUUUUUGAACUGUGAGCUUUACUGAUUACUUUAGAAUUUUUGGAUCUUUUUUUCCCUUCUGCAGUGAAUUAAUUGGAUAUAUAUCAGCUGACCACUGAUAGAGUGAUAUUUCUGAUAGUUAUUUUUAUGUAAUGAGCAUGGAAAUGAACUUUAUAUAUGUGUGUAUGUAUAUAUAUAUAUAUAUAUAUAUAUAUAUAUAUAUAUAUAUAUACUCACCGUGUUGUCAGAGUUGAAUAUUAGAGGUUGUUUUUAAAGCAAAAAGAAAACACUCAAUUAUUGAGAUCCUCCCAAAAGUAUUCCUUAUUUUUUCUUCACAGUUAAUUUUUCAAGCAUGCAAAAACAGCUUAUUGUAACUUACUGAAAUGUUAACAGUUAAUUGUGAAUACAUGCUAUAUCAACUCCAUUGUUCCUAAUACCUGAAACCAUAAAAAGACAAAAAUGACCAAGGUCUCUUUAGUUGAAAGACUUGGGAGAGACUACCAAAAUUAAUUUCCUAGGAAAAAUUAAAAGAAUAUAUUUAACCACUUUGAAUAGGCUGGUACAUUUCCAUGUGAUUUCUGCAGUUACAGACCUUAGGUUUCCCUGUAAAUGACACGCCCCACGGACUGCCAGCUCUAGCCUAGCAGUGGGUGCUAUUAACCCACAGCAAGUAAUCAAGUAUCAUGUAGACGGUGGGUGGUUUUGAUGUAAACAGAGAUUGGGCUGUGCUUUGUUGUUCAGUUGUCAUAUAUUUGUAACAGGGAUGUUGUAAGCGCAGAUCUAUUCUAUCUGUUCAGAACUAGGUUAAAUCCUGAUCUGUCAUAUAUUAUGUCAUGGAAAAAGUCUCUUAAAACUGUGCAAAUAGCUCUUGAUGUGUUCUAAGAGUGAUGUGAUAUCGGCAGUAGAGAAACAGUAACUGUUUUUGAAGUCUGCGUAGACUCUCCUACUGGAGGGAGACCUGCUCGGCUUUCAAGUGUAUUCAUUUGCCAUUGAAGUCUAAAUCUGUAGUCUGUUUCGUUUUAGGAAGCCAGGAUAUAUUUUUCCUUUAUUUUAAACUUCUGAGAUGACUUUUAAAUAACCAAAUUUGACAGGUUGUUAACAAAGGACUCAAGAGCAGACAUCAGGCUAGUUUUGUUUUUGUGAUAGAAACAUUGAAUCGUGUUGAGGGACCAUGUCAGCAACUACCAGCCAUCUCUUCAAUCUUCAGGUACAGCUGGCAUUUGGACAGAUGCGUACAGACAUCUGAGGCCCUCAGAAAGGAAGGAUUGUCCCAGAAUAUAGGAAAUCUGUGGUCCCCUCCCUUCAUUUUAUCCCUUUCUUGCUAUUUCUAAAGACUAAUGAUAGGUCCUCUGACAUUUUAAUGUAGCAUCUCUUAUUUAUUUUUUUCUUUCUGAGGUAUUAAAAUAUCUAGAUGGAACUUUGCCAAAUGUUAAAGGGGAGAAGUAACUGAAGACUCUGAACACCUGCUUUUCGUGAUUGACUCUGUUUCUGUGUCAUUAGUGCCUCAUGACUGUGUGUGAUGUCCUUUAAAGUGAGCCUGUGCCUUCAUUAUCUUGCCUGUUUUGGUACAAAUGAAAAUCUGGUGUUAGAUCUAUGAAUUGUGUGGGUUUGGGAGGGACAUAUCUGAAUUCUAUUCAGUAAGAGUUUCUGGACAUGAAGAAAAAUACAGUCACAUAUUUAUAAAGUA
Molecule: messenger RNA, 3344 nt
Organism: Vicugna pacos (alpaca)
Lineage: Eukaryota; Metazoa; Chordata; Mammalia; Artiodactyla; Camelidae
Gene: RETREG1
Product: reticulophagy regulator 1
Biological process (GO): negative regulation of neuron apoptotic process; reticulophagy
Cellular component (GO): endoplasmic reticulum membrane
Source: RefSeq, a predicted model, not a curated record